This is a messenger RNA of Chroicocephalus ridibundus (black-headed gull), 2593 nucleotides long. It is a transcript of the gene TMEM123, whose product is annotated as transmembrane protein 123. Gene Ontology annotation, cellular component: cytoplasmic vesicle. The coding region runs from base 113 to 685 and encodes 190 amino acids. The record is from RefSeq and is a predicted model, not a curated record. Lineage: Eukaryota; Metazoa; Chordata; Aves; Charadriiformes; Laridae. The transcript has 6 exons.
GGCGGGACGAGCGGCGGCCGCCCCUGGCGCAGGGCCCCGCCCCGCCCCGUCAGGCAGCGCCCGGCGUGCGGCGGCGGCGGCAGCUGCGAGCACGGUGGCUCUCUCGGCGGCCAUGCGGCUCCUCACCGGCCCUCGCUGCGCGCUGUGGGCGGCAGCGCUGAUGCUGCCCCUCCUCGUCCCCGGCUCCCAGACAACCAACUCCAGCAGUGCUACACCCUUUGCUCCGAUUCCAGAUGAUAAAUUGCAAGGCAAUAGCAGUUCAUCCGCUCUUCCUGUUCUAUCAUCCACGCAAUCUACAGCAACAUCUGCAGUAGGUUCGUCCACGAGUACUACUCAUCUGACCAGUACCAGUCAGCCCACCAACACCACUUUGUCUGUCACGUCAACGACUCAGCCCACCACAACCAGCCACACUACGAGAUCCACCACAGCUUCAUCAGUCACAUCAUCACAACUCAAUACUACAGCAGUGACCACUUCCAAGAUUUCUUUCACUUCUGUAACAGCCACAUCAAAAUCUGAGGCUGUCGUAGCCAAAACCUCCAGAUUUGAUGUGGGCAGUUUCGUAGGUGGCAUUGUGCUGACACUUGGAGUCCUAGUUAUUCUCUACAUCGGAUGCAAAACCUAUCACUCCAGAAGAGGCAUUCAGUACAGAACCAUCGAUGAACACGAUGCCAUCAUUUAAGGAGACUUCAGGGAAGACAGUGUUGGAAACCUAUCCUAUCGCAGCUUUUGUAACUUACUUCUGAAAGAGUUCCUUUCAUCAAGAUGAUCACAGUCUCUAAACCUGUUGUGGGCGUGAUCCUGCAAAAUGUUGAGAAGCUCUAUAAACAUCCUGAUUUUUUUUCAUUGGCUUUCGUAAGAAGAAGAAGUCGUCGGCACUUUGCAGACACUCUUUUCUUUUUCCAGUAUUUGUAACCAAAUUUAAAGAAACACACGUACUGAGUCAUUUUAGGGUACACACACAAGUCUCUGAAAUACCUAAUUACGGGCACAGUGAAUCGCAUCAUUGGAAUGCUAAGUUCAAUUAUUUCUUACAUAUUGCAUAAAUCCAGUGUGUUCCAUAAUGGAUACAGUAGGUUAAAUAGGAUAGCUUUGAGACCAAGCAUUGGUUUUUGCAAGUGAAGUGGGUUUUUUUCCUAAUAUUUUGUAUUAAAUUGUAUUUAUUUUGAAGUUUGAUGUGAACUUUAGUUUAGAAAUUUUGGAUUUUGAACAAUUCAGUUUUUUUUUUUUUUUUAUUAGGCUAUAAAGGGACAUGGCUUGCUAACUGCGUAGAAGGUGAUAAUGAGUACUUUAAACUUCAGUCCUUAGCUCACCAGUGACCUGCAGAGACUUCCCUUAACAGGCUGUACAAUGAGAGCCGCCGCGGGAAGCACGGACAGACUGGAGAUACCCAUCCACAACCUUUUUCUCUAAAUGGGUCCUUGUAAGAAAACAGACUCUGCGAUCUGUAGCUUCCUUUUUCUAGCAUGUCCUAAUGAAGCAUGUGCAAUUGAAGGUAAAAUAAAAAUGGAAAGAAGUAAUUGUGCCAUCAUAAACAUGAUAAAAUAUGAAAAUUGCUUCUAAAAAUUGGCUUUUAAGUUGAAUGUAGCAAUCGCUUCACUCUUGGGUUUUAUUGUUAUGAAGUUGUAUGCGGUGUUUUAGCAGCAUUUGAUAAGCAUUGAAACUUACACAGAGAAGUGGAAAAUACGUAAGACAGCAUUUUAGAAGAAUAUCAUCUGCAUUUUUACGACGAUUUUCAGAACUUGUUACUGCUGCACGCAUGUACUGGGUCAAAAGCCCACUGAAGGCAACGGGGCACCUCUCAGAAGGCCUUUAGAUGAAGUCCCAAAUACACUGGGUGUGCUGUGCGAGAUGGCUGGUGCUGCUUGCGUAUCACAUCUGCAGGUCCUCUGAGGUAACCCCGCUGUCUUCAGCAGGUGGGCUCCAUGUUGACAUGGGUGUAAGGAAAAUGAGAGCAAGGAUGAAGAAACGCAGGCCUGCAUCUCCUUGUUCAGCCCCGCUCAGGCUCCACUUGUAGACCUCUCCCUGGUGAAGAAGGUUGGUGUGGUGGGACUUGACCACUCUGGUUACUGCUGGCACUAGUCCCUCACGCAGGGUACGGGGGGAGGUGGUGACAGCUGAGGGGGGUCACAAGAGGAACUGCAUACAGGCCUGUCAGGGGGCAGCUCUGGCACAGGUUAAAUUUUUUUGUUGAGCAACAUUAAAGUGGCCGUAUGGAUGUCUCUUCCCUUUCUCACAUGGAGUAGUAAUCCCAUGGAGUUGUGUCUGAGGCACAGCAGGCUGCAGCAAGCCAUGGCUAAUGAGUAAUCUUAGUAGCACCGGCCGCACACCUGAAAUGUGGGUAGUGGGGCUGUUUUGGUUUUCACUGAGAUUGAGGUACAGGGGGAAGAGUGAUUUGAAGUAACUUUUGUGAUUUUUCUUAAUUGCAUUGUUUGGUGGGAAACUUCUGGUUUUGACUUGAAGAGUUUGGAAACAGCUCUUCCAUGGAACUGCAGUUCCUUACUUUGUAGAAAUUAAGACAAUUAAGUGCAACUCAGUUACUGGGAUUGUAACACCUCUGUUGUACAGAUGAAUGAAUAAAAUGAAAUCU